Messenger RNA from Fusarium venenatum, 93 nucleotides. NCBI's taxonomy places the organism in Eukaryota, Fungi, Ascomycota, Sordariomycetes, Hypocreales, Nectriaceae. The record is from RefSeq and is a predicted model, not a curated record.
AUGUCUUGGGCAGAUCCCGCUUGGUGUAGUACCUACCUAUCUGCCUACAUACAAGAUCUCAAGUUGCCUCAUCAGGCAAUCCAUCCUGCCUAG